CUUUACUCUCAAAGGUAAGGUUCAAUGCUGUCACCUCUCAGGUUGCAGACUAUAGGAUAGUUUGGGGAAUUUUCAACAACUCCACCUACACAUGAGGAAGCCUUAUUUAUGACAAACUUCCAUCCCUGCUUCAGAGCAAUUCAGCAGUUCACCUGACAAAGUGUCUUCACCAGACUGUACAUUGGCAAUAAAGACAUCAUGGCAACAUCAGAUGGAUUUCCUGCCAGUUUCUAUGGGGAACCAGGAGUUUUAGGCAUGCUGUCCAAUGGGAUCAGCGCAUUCCUGGUACUUCUGCAGAACUUCAAUACAGCUCGCACUGGCGAUGCACCAGUAGGAGUGGAGAACAUACUUGCAGGUGUUCAUCUCAUCCUGAUUGGUGGUAUCUGCCAACUGGUGGCUGGACUUCUUUCCUUCCGAAAGUACGAUCAUCUGAGUGCUACUGCUUUUAUUGGCUAUGCUGCUCUUUGGGGUAGUUAUGGUGCAACCCGAAUCUACUUUGGCGCCUUACCUCAAACUCUGACAACAGCAUCUGUUUUGAGCAAUUCAUCUGUGUCCAUGAACAUGACCAGCAACAUGUUUCUGAAUGCUUCCACAGAGACCCCACUUUGUCCUUUAUGCCUGUCCAUCAGAGAGUCAGCAAUUGCUGGUCUGGUCCCCUACAUCCUUCUGUCCUUUCUGCUGGCAUUUUGCUCUGCCACAGUCAACUACAUCAUGCCUUUUGUUUUUGGAGCCAUCACAGCCACUUUAGUCUUUGAAGCAGUGGUUCUCGUGUCAGGCUCCUGGGCUCUGGUGGUCGCUGGAGUUCUGGAGCUGCUCAUUUUGAUCUUUGCCAUCUAUGGUUCAGCAGCACUGCUUGUCAAAGGUCUGACACAGCGUCUUGUCCUCAAAGGCUUUGGGACGCCUCUCUUUAAUGUUCUCCUGCUGGGGACCGCCAACUCAGCAAGUGCCCAGAGCAUGGGCCAAGAGAAGAAGAAGAACACCAAAUACGCUGAGCCCAUGGCCUUGGGUUUCUUCUGUGACUCUGUUGCUCCUUUCAUUUUUGCUUUCUACAGCUUUGGGUACAUGAAAUCAUUUGGUUUAGGAGUUGCCUGGGUCUCAAUCAUCUCAGUUGCCCAGUUGUUCUCCAGCUACUACGCUCAUCUGCGCCAAGAUUGCUACCACACUACAAAGUUUGGUUUUCAUGCUACGUAUUGGCUGAUCAAGGCUUGGGACGAGUUUGUGGUGUCUGCUCUCAUUGUGGAGGACAGUAAAGUUGUCUCUGGGAGAGAGGCAAUGGUGGGAAACUGGUUCUUUGUGGUGGCAGGCUUGGUGCUGUGUGUGGGAAGCCUGAACAUGGACGUCCUGGAACUGGUCCACAACGUGCUCUUUGUCCUACUCACAGUGUCAACAGUCCCCCAGAUCCCACCCCAGGGUUACUACAUCUUCUUUGGUGUAGCUUCCUCCCUGUUCACCGCAGCCUCCAUCUAUGGCACCUUCUCCCGUCUCAUCAACACCAUCGCAGAAAAGUCUCUCAUCCCUGUCGGACCACAGCCCGUCUCCACAGAGCAGCUGAAGAAGGCUCUGAAGUGCAGAAGGUCUAAACAGGGAGACCAGAAGGUGAUGCUCCAAACCGACCAGGCUUCUGAUGCUCUGUUCUACCUUUCAAAUGGGGUCGCAUCUCUGUCAGCUCUUCAUUCGAAUGUGUCCAGUAUGAAUCCUGCCCUCCUUCAUCUGAGUGUCCCUUGGGUCCUCAUCUCUGGAGCAAUAAUCCAGGCCUACGUCAGCAGGCUGCAAGUCACCGGAGGUGGCCGCUUUGGGUCGGUCAUCUCGUCCAUCUAUGUGGGAAUUUGGGCAGCUUGGACCUGGUUUAGGUUUGCAGGUGACCUGCUUCAGUUCUCCACAGAGACAGCUUAUGGUUUUACAGCAGGAGCCGUUGCUCUCCUGGUUAUUAAUGCUUCACUCAUGUUGACCGCUGCCUACAGGAACUUGGUUUUACUGUUUCUGACAGCAGUCAUGGAAGUUGUUCUGGUCUGUUUCCUGCUGUCCACCCUGCAGCGACUGCCAUAUGAGCUAGAAAUGGCCAUGCUGGCACUGGUUUCAGUCCUUUGCAUUUAUGGAGCUCUGGCAUCACUGCUCAGCUGCAUCUUCUCACAGAGAUUGCUACCUAUGGGUCCUCCACUAAUAAAGGAGAAGGUGAAGCGAGAAACAUCUCCAGAGUCGCCCUGUCCAGUGGCAAACUCACGACUCACCAGUGGUCUCUUGAAGAUUGCUGGAGUCCUGGAGGAAGGAGGAGUCUGUGGUAUUCCUACAGAUACUGUCUACGCCCUGGCUGCCUCCUGCAAGAACCCUCAGGCCAUCGAGAAAAUCUACAACAUUAAAGACAGACCAGCAGAGAAGCCUAUAUGCAUUUGCAUCUCCAGUGUGGAGCAGCUGGUGGCAGCCAAUCCUCCUUUCAGUCCUCUGCUGUGGGAGUUUAUGAGGAACGUGUAUCCUGGAGGCAUCAGCUGCAUCGUCAGCAAAGGAGACUGGCUCUUCAGACUAGGAGUGGGACCAGCUUAUGAUCGUGUUGGUACCAAGGACAGCAUCAUGAUCCGUGUCCCGGACCACACGGUGACCGGACACUUAUGUCAUAUCACUGGACCUCUUGCUAUUACUUCAGCCAAUCCCAGUGGAGAAGCAGACAGCACUCACCACAGCAUGGUCAUCAAUCGACUGGGACACAAGAUCCAAGGAGUUCUGUGUGAUGGUGACUCUAAUGAAGUCAUUGCUUCCACUGUGGUCAACUGCCUGAGAAUUGAUGAAGGAACCAUCAGCAUUGUGAGGGAGGGCUGCGUUCCAGCCCUUAAAGUCCAACACAUGUUUGACAGAGUGAAAAGCACUAUGCUAUGAUUGUUGUGUACCUCAUUUCUUUCCUGUCAGAGGGUUUCAUUGUUCCUGGUUCCCUCUAAGUUCAGGAACAGAAUGAGAACGACUGACCGAAAACAAGAGAAGCACAGUUCAUAGAAAUGUAGCUGUGGAUGUUUCAGCAGAUGUUACAGUAAAACUAGUAGACUCCCAUGUUGUUUGGUUAAUGAUUCUGUAAAUAUGUAUUUAUGCAUUUAAAUUACACUGUAUGUUGACAUCAUUUUCACACAUCUCAGUAUCAAGGUUGGAAUUGGAAUCUCCCUGUGUGACGUGUGUAUUGAAACUCAUUAUUCUGUAAAAAUAAAGAAAAAAAUUG
Messenger RNA from Amphiprion ocellaris (clown anemonefish), 3199 nucleotides. RefSeq lists its product as uncharacterized. The record is from RefSeq and is a predicted model, not a curated record. The transcript has 11 exons. Gene Ontology annotation, cellular component: cytoplasm; membrane. Bases 199 to 2868 code for a protein of 889 amino acids. Gene Ontology annotation, biological process: regulation of translational fidelity. Gene Ontology annotation, molecular function: nucleotidyltransferase activity; tRNA binding; double-stranded RNA binding. NCBI's taxonomy places the organism in Eukaryota, Metazoa, Chordata, Actinopteri, Pomacentridae.